CGACAGCUUCAGAGGCAACCUCCUGACCAAACAGACCUCUUUGGCAGAGCGACCCUCCUUCCUCGAGAAUACAAGUCUCGGACACAGCACCGCAACCCUCAACUUGCUUUCUGCCCCUACUCCCCAAUUUCCCGCUCCGUGUGUUGGGAAUGUCGGCCGAAGCGAUCAAGACGCCCCCGGGGCCUGAAUCCCCUACUACUGUCAGGCCACUCGAGAUGGACGACGACGACGUGCAGGAACAAGAGGCGUUGGGAGCUGAGAACGCCACUGCGAAGCCCGAUGCAACAACAGCAACUACAACUACUACUACAACUACAUCUCCCGCGCCGGCAAAUGCGCCCGCCGCUGCGGCCAACGAUGUUCCCCCGCCGAAGCCGCCCCGGCCGCUGACCGAGGAGCAAAGGAACCAGCAGACCCUGAAAGAAGCAUUCCCAUCCGUCGAUAACGCUGUUAUCAAGGCGGUGCUUAGGGCCAGCGGUGGGCGCAUCGAGGCCGCGUUCAACGCACUCCUGGAGAUGACAGACCCGGAAGCUGCCGAGAGAGAUCAGCCGCCUCCGCCGCCCCCGAGACCUGUUGCAGACCCCGUAGGCCCCACCUCGACCGGGCUGUCGCAGCUUGAAGCCGACGAGCUGUACGCGCGUCAGCUCGCCGAGCACUACGACAAUGUCGGCGCGUACGAAGCGAGGACGGCCAACCGGGCUCAUCAGCCCCGUAGCCGGCAGCAACCCGGUCUAGGACCGUACGACGACCCUUCCGACCGCGAACAUAGCUUCCUGGACGACGACUUGCCCUUGAUCAAGGAAAGCCUCCGAAAGGGGUUUCUGGAGACGCAGAGCAAGGUCAACACGUGGUUCAAUAAUUUCAAGAAGAAGCUGGACGAGACGUUCGACGAUGACGACGAUGACGAACACCACGCGCACGGAAGCAGUUCGUUCUUGGGGCGGCCGACCCGGGGGCAGAUGCGGAGAAGCGCCGACUAUGACCGCUACGACGCGGACCCCGAGGUACUGAGCGAUGACUUUGCGGGUAUGAAGUUCCGCAGCGACGGCAGUAAGUCAAACCCAUCUCGUUCGUCUUAUUGGGAGGAGUUGCCCCUAUCUGACACUUGGCGAACAGCGCCCGUUCACCCCCCACGGCCCGCUAGCGGCAGCAACCCAAAUCUCUUCAAACCGCCCCCGCCUUCCAAAUCACCCAAGCCAGGCGAGAGAAAAGUCUCGUUCCGCGACACGGUCGAGGACAUCGAUGCCUACAACACCUCUCCAAGGGUGCCGCCGAAGGACGCCACCGCCACCGCGGGCACUGGCGGCGCGGCCAAGUCGAGCAAGUGGCAGCCGCUGUCCCCCGUCGAUCCUAACCCGAUCGUGGAGAAUGACCCCUUCAGCCUGGGCGACAGCGACGAUGAGCGGGAAUUGAGGGACAAGACGGCGGGGAGCAAGGAGAUCAAGAUGGAGGAUACCGAGCGGCUGAAGCAGGCCACGGCGGAUGCGAUGGCAGAUAGCCUGGUGGAGGAUAACAAGAGCAAGGCAGAGGGCAGUAGUGGCGCUGCAAAAUAGGGUCCGACGGCACGUGCCUGGUAUUCUCGGAUUCGCUUUGUUUUUAUCAAGUCUAGGAGUCUCGUUUGCGUACAGCCCUGCCUGUCAACUCGAGGUCGGGUGAGUAUCUCGUUUGCGGUCACACACGCGUGUCUUAAUCUCGAUAUUUCGACUCUGAUCGGAUAGUUGUCUGUGCCAUAUUUCAACUCUUUCAGACCAACCUUCCCGUUUCGAGCACCGUUGACAGGAAAAGUACCCAAUUCGAGAAUAUAACGAGCGCUUCUCUCUAACUGCGUUGAUGCUCUCUGGCUUUCUUUUGUCUACUGAACUUCACGACGAUGCAUUAAUGACCAGACUCCCAGCUCCGCCGAAGUAAAGAGACACUGGUGCCUGUCAGCGUAUUUUUGGGAACCAUGCUGGCAAGUUGUCAAAGAAUUCGAGAUGGGAACGACGUUACGGAUGUAGCAAGCUUUGCCAAGUCUUUUCGGCGAACGUUACCAAGAAAGUGUCAGUACAAGUUAUGCGGUUCACUUUUCCGUACUGGCAUAUACCACACCU
Thermothelomyces thermophilus ATCC 42464 is the source of this 2090-nucleotide messenger RNA. RefSeq lists its product as uncharacterized. Bases 150 to 1553 code for a protein of 467 amino acids. NCBI's taxonomy places the organism in Eukaryota, Fungi, Ascomycota, Sordariomycetes, Sordariales, Chaetomiaceae. The record is from RefSeq and is a predicted model, not a curated record. Gene Ontology annotation, cellular component: cytoplasm. The transcript has 2 exons. Gene Ontology annotation, molecular function: ubiquitin conjugating enzyme binding; ubiquitin binding. Gene Ontology annotation, biological process: ubiquitin-dependent protein catabolic process.